CUCAUAUUUGCCCCUUCAUACCAACAUAUCAACAAUAUCACAGUGAUGAAUAUGAUGCACUUAGGUUAGGGGUAUAUAAGUCCUUGCCAAACGACCAAAUUACCCCACCACAGCUCUCAUAUACUAAUAUACUAUAAACUGGUCCCACUAGCUAGGCCACCAUUCAUAUUCCUAAGUCAAUAGUCUUGCCAACAAGAACUCGUGCCAAAUGACAAAAAUACCCAUCACCAAACUUCUCAACAGGACUACCUGUGGCUGUUAGUGUUUAUAUCAUAUUCCCACUCGCUUACUAAAGUCAAGAUCUGGUUAAAUUACAUAGAUGCCCAUUCCCCUUAAUGACACUUUUUAAAGACUUCUAAUAGACCAAGUCUUCUCUUUUGCAAACACACACACACACAGAAAGAAGACGAUGAGAGAAAGUAUAGGAGAGAAAUCAGGAAUCAGCGAAUCAGUGAUCAUAAAAGCUUCUUCUUUAUCAAUCAAAUCACACAAAUCCAACGGCUAUAUCAAGGAAUCCGGUCCCGAUGAAACCAUUUUCGCCUUCACCGGAUCAUGGUCCGUUCAAGAUUUUUACAGCCGGGACCCGUUUGGCGAAACCAAGAUCGAUCUUUCGCACUUUCCAUCACUAAAAAGCAUCGGAAACAAUGAACUUGCCAAGAUCAAUCAAGGAUUCUUCCAAAGAUUCCAAUCCCUCUUUCAAACACCAUCUUUCAAGUCCGAGGUAGAGAGAGCGGUGAACAAAGAGAAACCCAUAAUCUUCACCGGACAUUCUUCCGGCGGUCCGGUGGCCAUCCUGGCGGCGGUUUGGUACCUUGAGGAAUACACGCGAUCCAACGGUCGGCCGCCCUGUAAAUGUUUAACUUUCGGGUCACCUCUCGUAGGUGACCGGAUAUUCACACACGCCUUAAACCGAGAAAAUUGGGCGCGUUUCUUCCUCCAUUUUGUCGGGAGAAACUUCCGGAAACAGUCACCUUCGGGGUCACAAGAAGCUUUGACUUUUUACAAAACGGUUUUGAAGAAUUCAUCGUCUGUUGCGAGUCAUGCUGCUUGUAAUCUCAUGGGAAGUACAAACUCGUUACUUGAAGUGAUCUCGAGUUUUGUUGAGCUUAGUCCUUACAGACCUUCCGGAACGUAUGUUUUUUGUAGCGGGAAUGGGAAAUUGAUUUGUGUGACGAAUCCGAAUGCGGUUCUUCAGAUUCUGUUUUAUUGUUGCCAGCCUGGCAGUGAAGCGGAAGCUAUGGAUGCAGUAAGUAGAAGCUUAAACAUGGAUUAUAAUGAUGAAUUGGAAGAGAGCUUAUUAGGGAUGCAAGAUGUUGUGUACCUUGACGAUGAUAUGGAGAUUCCAAUGUCUUCCAAUGAUAAAGGUUCUGGUGACACUGACACAGCUACCAUAAACGCAGCUUUAAAGGACCUUGGUCUGAGCACAAGGGCAAGGCUAUGUCUUCAAGCAGCACAAGCGUUUGAAAAGCAAAAGCUACAAAACCAAAAUACAAUUGAUUCCAAGAAACCCCAGAUCAGGAAAACCCUCAAGAUAAUAGCUGACUACCAAAAAACAAGUGAAGACCGAAAGAUUGGUUAUUAUGAUGCUUUCAAGAUUCAAAAGGGUAAUGAUGACUUCAAUGCAAAUGUAACAAGGCUAGAACUAGCAGGUAUAUGGGAUGAGAUUGUGGAAAUGUUGAAACGUUAUGAACUCCCGGAUGGAUUUGAGAGUGAGGAAGAGUGGAUCAAGUUAGGAACCGAGUUCAGGAGACUGGUGGAGCCAUUAGAUAUAGCUAAUUACUAUAGGCACUCAAAGGAUGAAGACACUGGGACUUAUUUGAGAGAUGGGGGUAGACCAAAGCGUUAUAAGUACACUCAAAGAUGGUGGGAGCAUGAAAAGAAGUUGAAUGAAGGGUCGAGCUCAGAGACCAUAUUUUGGGCAAAAGUAGAGGAGAUGAAAAGGAAACCAUUUGAAGAGAUAAAGGAUCAAAUUGUUGCUAUGGAGAAACAAGUCAAAGAAUGGGUUCAGAAAGAAGAACUGAACAAGGAUGUGUUCCUGGAAAAAUCUACCUUUGUUAAGUGGUGGAAAACGCUCCCUGAGAAGCAUAGAUCAGAAUCUUGCCUGAAAUUUCACUUCCAGACUUCCACAUAGUGAAAACAAACAUGUUUUAUAAAGAAAGAAGACCACUUUCAUCUACAAUAAGCAACUAAUGGUUAUCUUGUGUACCCUACCCCUACCCUGUAAUGGUGUCUAUGUCAUUUGUCAUGUAUCUCUUUCGGUUCCAAUAAAUACAUUCAUCCAAAUUGUAAUAUAUGUAUUUAUUCAUACAUAAUACAUACAUAAAUAACAUGGAAAGCUUCAAGAUUCCUUAUUAUACUGCUAAUGAUCAGUUGAAUAAGGUUUAAAGAUGCCCUCUAUAAAUUUCAAUCAAAACGU
Molecule: messenger RNA, 2416 nt
Organism: Lactuca saligna
Lineage: Eukaryota; Viridiplantae; Streptophyta; Magnoliopsida; Asterales; Asteraceae
Source: the annotation of a GenBank genome assembly